GGAAUAUAGAAAACUACAUUGUGAACCCAGUGUUCACAUUACAAACACACCAGUAAGGGGGGAGUUUUUUAUUUACUUGUACCGGAAGUCAGUAGCGAUUUGAGUAACCUUCCCCUGUCACGUGCGUGGGAUCAAAGGUUAUAGGUUGCUAACGUCGUUUCUUUCAUAUCCUCUUUAAAGAAUAGCUAAGAAAUAUACAAAAUAAUGGAUCGAUGGCGAGGACGCGUCGCUCUGGUGACCGGAGCAUCGGCAGGCAUUGGAGCAUCAAUUGCAAGAGCUUUGGCAGAACAUGGCAUGAAAGUUGUUGGCUGCUCUCGUAACACUGCGAACAUAGAGAAACUGAGGGAGGAAAUCAACAGCAAAACAGGUGGUGGAUUUGUAACUGCUAUACCUUGUGAUGUAUCCAAAGAAGAAGAAGUUUUGGCAAUGUUUGAGAAAAUCCGAGCAGACCCAAAUCUAGGGCGUGUAGAUGUAUGCAUCAACAAUGCAGGACUGGCACAUGAUGCACCCAUUCUGACAGGUGACACGGGUAUUAAAGAAUGGCGACAUAUGUUUGAAGUAAAUGUUUUUGGUUUGUUGAUGUGCACAAAAGAGUCCUUUAAACUCAUGAGAGAGAAUAACAUUGAUGAUGGGCACAUUAUUUUGAUCAACAGCAUGAGUGGAAUACGGCAAGUUAAAAACAAAGGAGGCCAUUGCUAUGGAGCUACAAAGUUUGCAGUCACUGCUCUCCGAGAAGGAAUUCGUAAUGAACUCAGAGAACUGAAAUCUGGAAUCAGAAUUUCUCAAAUUUGUCCAGGGCUUGUAGAAACAGAAUUUGCUUCACGCCACUAUGACAAAGCACAUGCUGAGAAUGUUUAUUCUGAAAUAAAGUGUCUUCAGCCUGAUGACAUCAAAGAUGCUGUUCUGUAUGUCUUAAGUGCCCCUCGGCAUGUUGAGGUAAAUGAUGUGAUGAUGCGACCAACCCAACAAGUGUUCUAGGACAGCUCUGUUUAGUUGUGAGCACCUGUUGGCUACCUGCUACACAAUGACCACAAGUACUAUCCCAGUUCCUACUGCAAUUAUCAGUUUAACAUUUUUUCCUUCAUGUUGCAUUUAACAAGGAUUGGUGCUUAGCAGAACAUAAUAUUUAUGUGACCCAUGUACUUUGUGCUUGAUUGUACAAUGUACAGCACAUGCCAACGACACUUUAAUGGUGGCUGGCUGGAGCUGUGUGAUUGUGGGGCUUGUAUGCUAAAAGGAUUCAAGUGACAUUUUUUACUUAUUAUUUACAAAAGAUUUGUGAUUUAUUUCACUGUGCUGAAAGUGAAGUGAUUUUUUUUCUUUACAAAUUGGAUAUCUUUUGGUCACAGAUGCUUUGAUAACUGAGCUGUUAUGCUGGUAACAGUUCAUAUGCUUACAUUAACUUCAAACAUUGAAAUUUCUGUCGUGUCAUGUGUGGAGAAAACUGCUAUUUUAAAAAUAAAGGAUUGACCCUUUGGUAGUAUUAAGCUAUCAUUUUUUUGCAUUUUUUGAAACUUUUCCAAAAGAGACAUAUCUUAACGGCAUUCCUGAUUUGAAACUCCUAAAUAUGCAAUGUAAAGGUGAAUGUAUUUUUCUCAGCUGUUUUUGUGAAUACGUUUUGUCACUAGAAAUAUAAAUAAAAAUAUUUGAUUAAAAUUGAAAUAAAGUGUUUGCUAGUCAAGCAAGUUCAAAGAAAAAAUAUUUAGUGUAUAUUUACAUAUUCUAAAUUUUAUGUGUGCAACAAACCAAGUAAACUUAUAUAUGAAAAAGGUAAUCGUUUGAUUAUUGAAGUCUGUGCCAAGUUUUUUUCCCCUUUCGAAACAAAACAUGGUUUUGCAUAUCUAGGGGAAAAAAAUAGAUUGUAUAUAUAAAUAUAUUCACUGAUAUUUAUCUUUAGAAUUAAAUAAAAUCUGAGUAUACAAUUGUGGUAGGAAAGGAUUGAGUCUUUCGCAGUUUUAUCAAAUACACUAUUGAUUUUC
Molecule: messenger RNA, 1979 nt
Organism: Pomacea canaliculata
Lineage: Eukaryota; Metazoa; Mollusca; Gastropoda; Architaenioglossa; Ampullariidae
Product: dehydrogenase/reductase SDR family member 11-like
Exons: 7
Coding region: 205-978 (257 amino acids)
Molecular function (GO): oxidoreductase activity
Source: RefSeq, a predicted model, not a curated record